Molecule: messenger RNA, 13811 nt
Organism: Girardinichthys multiradiatus
Lineage: Eukaryota; Metazoa; Chordata; Actinopteri; Cyprinodontiformes; Goodeidae
Product: dynein axonemal heavy chain 8-like
Exons: 92
Coding region: 118-13689 (4523 amino acids)
Biological process (GO): microtubule-based movement
Cellular component (GO): dynein complex
Molecular function (GO): dynein light intermediate chain binding; minus-end-directed microtubule motor activity; ATP binding
Source: RefSeq, a predicted model, not a curated record
GGCUGGAGGUGGUGGAGAACUUCUUCAGGGUGAACUACUUUUUUUUUUUUUACAGGGAAAAUCAGAAUAAGAAAAAGAAAGAAGAAUGUUUCCUACAGAAGCUUCAAUUUCAAGCGAAUGUCACGUUUUAGGAUAAGCAGGAGAUCUGAGAUGAUGGACACACAAAAUCCAAAAGCAAACAAGCUCGGAAAUGAAGCCAUCUAUAAGAAGGCGAGAGAGGAGCGGAGAGAGCUGCUCACCCCUUCACACAAAUACAUCUUUGAUAUCUUGGCUGAAAGGCUGUCUUUGACACCAUCACAAGUAGAGGAAUUUGUUUUAGAUUCCCCAUCUCUGGCUGCUUUUGAUCACUUUUUCGGUGCUGGAGGUUGUAAAACGAUCUCCUUUGUAUACCAGGAGUGUGAAGUCCCUGGAACAGAGUGUGGCCGGACGUAUCCUGGACAAGCCACAAGAGAGAAAGUACAGAGGCUAUUUUUAGCUGAUUUAGCCAAGACUUGUCUGACUGGCGUCUGCUGCUAUUUCAUGCGGACAAGAGUGGAUGUUCCUGUAACUCCAGAAAAAAUACAUGAGGAAGUCUGUUUCUCAAUGAUCGAUGCCACAGAUGGCCUCCUGAAAGGAAUAAGGGAUGCCUACGCAUUUCUGCUACCAGUUCUUGAGACACAGGAAAGCUGGGGUGCCUUGGACCAGUCGAGACAUGGAGAAAAAAUUAAAAAGAACUUCCUGGAUAACUACAAACAUUUUCUGAGUUCUCUUGAUGAUCUCCAGGUGAGAAACGACGGUGUUGUUCAUCUGAGCACAGCGUCAGAUGUCGACUUUUCCAAACUGACUUGUGUUGAUGAGAUGAAAGCUGCAGCUGCUAACACUGCGAUGUUGCAACGACUGGAAGAAAUUCUGGGUCAGUGGUGCAAGGAAAUUGAAGAGGUCCUGACAAUGGAUGAUCAGUUGAGGAAAAUAGAUUACGAAGGACCUUUGAGUGAGCUAGAAUACUGGAAAAAGAAGUAUUUACAAUUCACCUCCAUCGUCAAUCACACCAAAAGUAAAGAGUGCAAGGCUGUUGUAAUGGUGCUCCAUAUCCAGCGCUCCAAAAUGAUAAAGGUGUGGCAUGAGCUGGAUAACAGGAUAACAGAUCGUGUAAAUGAAGCCAAAGACUAUUUAAAAUUCCUGUCCACACUGGAGAAAGUCCUGCAUGCACUGUAUAACAGUGACCCGGAUUCCCUGAUAAAAAGUGUGCAUAGUCUUAUCAGUGUCAUUGAACUAGUUCACCGUGUUCCACUGUUCCGCGAUACAAAUGAAAAGAUUCCAGCACUGUUUAUUAAAGUCACAAAUCAACUGGUUACAGCAUGCAGAGCACAUAUUACUGACCAGGGCAAGAGUUUCAUAUGGGACCAAGAUGCUGAAUGCCUCAUCAGGAAAAUGCAGGACUGCAUAACUUUGUUUCAGGAGUAUCAGUCCUGCUUCCAGAAAACACGGAGACAGGUGACGGGAAACCCCGGGAAAAAUUCCUUUGAGGUUUCGGAGAGGCAGAUUUUUGGCAUGUUUGAGAACUUCUGCAAAAGACUUGAAAAGAUCGAACAAAUAAUCACAGUCUUCAAGACAUUUGAAUCUCUUCGGAAGUCAAAGAUUGAAGGCAUUGAGAGUUUUGCCAGACAAUUCCAGAAUGUAUCUUUGAGUUUGACAAGGAAGCAGUAUGACAUGUUGGAUCCGAAGAAGACUGAAUUUGAAACUGAUUUUAUUAAGUUUAUGGCUGAAAUCAGUCUCAUUGAGACCAAAGUCGAGCAAUUUAUGAAUUCAUGCUUCUCAAACAUCUUCUCAUCUCAGAAAGCUUUAGCGCUUCUACCGCGCUUUCAGAAGCUGAAGCUUCCUUGUCUUGACACACAAAUUUCCAACACUUUGCAUUCCGUUCUUCAGCGCUAUGUAUCAGAAAUGGAAAGCAUCAAAAAGCUCUUUGACGAAGAGAAACAGGAUCCUCCAAUAGCUAGAAACAUGCCUCCAGUGGCUGGCAGAAUUGGUUGGGUCAGGCACCUUUUUAGAAAGAUAGAGGAACCCAUAUUUUACAUAAAAGAAAACUCAAAUGCUCUUUCAAGUCCCGAAGGGAAAAAAGUGGUCAAAAUGUACAAUAAAACUGCAACCAUACUGGUAGAGUUUGAAUGUCUUCAAUAUCAGACAUGGAUAGAGGAUGUUACCAAGCUGGAAAACAUCCUAAACCAUACUCUGCUGGAACAUCAACCUAACACCAACAGGUUUUUUGUUAACUUUGAUCCAAAAAUAAAUGAGGUCAUUCGGGAGGCAAAGUGUUUGUCAAGUAUGGGUCUAGAAGUUCCAAAGCAGGCUCUAGCUCUUCUCAAUUUGGAAAGGAAGUUACAUGACAAUCACCUGAGACUUAAGACAAUUUUGGAAGAAUAUGAAUCCAUCUGUAACAGCAUAUGUGAAGACUUCAGCAGCUUGCUAGCUUCAAAAAAGAAAAAGGUUCAUGCUGCCCUUUGCUUUGGGUCACUGUGGGUGACGUGGUCAUCCUUCAUCCUGGACAAGUUCUUCCAGAAUGUUGACACUGCUUUGGCUGAGCUCAAACACCUUGUAAAUAAGGUACAAGAUAUUUGCAAGAAACAAAUUGAUGAUGUCCUGAAGGACAUCUCAGAGACAGCGCUGAUUGAGCUCCCGGAAGAUGAAGCGUUGUGUCUGCAGGAUCUUGUCCUUAAUAAGAAUCUUUGUCGAGAGUGGGCAAACACAUUGAAUAUCAGAUGUAGUCACAUUAAAAGUGCAAUCAAAGAGCUAGGGAUUGUGUUAAGUGGCACUGAUGAACAGAAAGGACAACAUACAUCGGUUAACUUCCAAAGAGAGUUUAAGAAGCUUUACGAACUCUUCAGUAUGAAAGUGUUCGAAGCCCUUGUCAGAACCACUAAGUUAUCCCUGGAUAUCCUUAAAAGGAGAAUCUGUGUCACUAGUACUUUCAAGAAGCGGAAACCUGGUCCAAAGAUGGUGCCAUUGAUCAAAUCUGAAGUCCAACUUGAUAAACCAAAAGUGGUAAUGAUUCCCGGUAUAGAUGAGAUCCAACAGGGCAUAAAUCAACUCACUCACUCUGUGCUGGAAGUCAACAGGUGUAUUGCAUGGCAUCAAGAGUUCAACUGUGAUUAUACUCAGGAAGACUACUUCUUUCAUUCUGUUCUUGAGCACAAGGACAUUAAAAAUGCUGUUGCUGCUCUAAAAACUGCCAUCAGUUCUCAAAGGACAUUAGCAUCUGCUGUUCUGGAGCAGUUCACUCAUUUCAAGAUGAUAUGGGAAGUGGACAAGAACCUGAAAGUCAAGGAAUUUGGGGACAACAACCCAUCCUUGAUGCAAAUAAGGUCUGAAAUCCAGCACUACGACUCUGUGGAGCUGGAAAUUGAUGAUAUUAGACCUGUCAUUCAUAUUGGGUCUAUUGAACUGUCAACAGGCACUUUGAAGAAGGCCUUGACAGCCGAGACCAAAGCCUGGAAAAAUCAGAUUUGCAAAUACCUGAAAGAGAAGUACAAAAUGAAAAAGAUUGACAUCGCCAUACAGACCCACAAAUACUGUGCACAGCUGUCAAAUCCGGUGGCAGAUCUGGAAGGUGCGCGCCAGGCAAUGGGUACCCUAUCAAGGCUUCGGGAUGCAGAAAUACAAAUUGAUAUGACACUUAUUUCCAUUAAGGAAGCCUAUGACAUUUUGACCACAUGUGAAGCAGACGUGACCCAAAGAGAAGUUGAGGAAGUGCACAAUCUGAGCAGUUUCUACACAAACCUUCAGUCUAAAGCCAGAUCAGUCCAGGCUGAGCUUGUCCGGAUGCAGCCCGAAUUCAAACAAGACCUUCUGGAGAGUGUUACUGUUUUCAAAAAGGAUGUUGACACCUAUAUGAAACAAUUUGAUUCUGAUGGUCCUUUGGUUCAAGGAAUAUCUCCACAAUUGGCUAGCCAACGACUGCAAGUAUUUCAGGCAAGAUUUGAAGAACUAUGGAAAAAAUUCACCACCUAUACUUCUGCAGAGCAGCUCCUUGGCUUGCCAGUUACAGACUAUAACAGCCUGCAUGUGAAAAAGAAAGAGUUUGAUCUCCUCCAAAAACUUUAUGGUCUGUAUAAUGCAGUGAUGAGCAAGAUUGAUGGGUACUACAAAAUUCUGUGGACAUGUUUGGAUAUUGAGAAGAUCAAUACAGAGCUUCAGGACUUACAAAAUAGGUGUCGGAAGCUCCCCAAAGCGCUAAAGGAAUGGCAAGCCUUCUCAAACCUAAAGACGACCAUUGAUAAUUUCAGUGAGUCAUGCCCUCUGCUUGAAAUGAUGGCCAACAAAUCUAUGAAUCGCAGACACUGGGAUCGGAUCGCAUCCUUGACUGGACACCAUUUUGAAGUAGACUCUGUUACUUUUACACUGUGUAACAUCAUGGAGGCCCCUCUUUUGACCUACAAGGAUGAUAUUGAGGAUAUCUGUAUAUCAGCUGUAAAGGAAAAGGAUAUUGAGGCCAAGCUGUCACAAGUAAAAGAGCUAUGGUCUGGUCAGACUCUACGCUUGAUGACCUUCAAGAAUAGAGGAGAGCUAAUACUGAAAGGUGCAGAGACAACAGAGAUUCUUACCAUCCUGGAGGACAGUUUGAUGGUGCUGGGUUCACUGUUGAGCAACAGGUACUGUGCCUUCUACAAAGCCGAGAUCCAGGAAUGGGUCUCGAAGCUUUCAACAGCUUCAGAAACUAUUGAACUAUGGAUUAUUGUGCAAAACCUGUGGAUCUAUUUGGAAGCUGUGUUUGUUGGAGGUGACAUUGCCAAAGACCUACCCCAGGAAGCAAAACGAUUCCAAGAUAUUGACAUUUCCUGGAUUAGGGUCAUGAAGCGAGCCAAGAAGGUCCCAAACGUGGUGGAGUGCUGCGUGGACGAUCCUACUUUAGGCCAAGUCCUGUCAGAUCUUCAGAAACAGCUAGAGCUCUGUCAAAAAUCUCUUACUGGCUACCUGGAAAAAAAGAGGCUCCUGUUCCCGCGGUUCUUCUUUGUGUCUGAUCCGGCUCUUUUGGAAAUUCUUGGACAAGCCAGUGAUUCUCACACAAUUCAGUCACAUCUUCUGGGAGUUUUUGACAAUGUCAAUGAAGCUGAAUUUGACAGAGCAGAGUAUGACAAGAUUUUGACUGUUAUCUCACAGGAGGGAGAGAGAUUACCGCUGGACAGCCCUGUCAUGGCUCAGGGACCAGUGGAACUCUGGCUUGGCGAGCUGUUGCAGCAACAGCAGGCCUCGUUGCACUCUGUCAUCAGAUCUUCAGACUGGGAGAUAAACGAUGAAGAUUUUGAUCUACUUACUUUUCUUGAUAACUACCAAGCACAGGUUGGCCUGCUUGGAAUCCAGAUGCUUUGGACAAGAGAUGCAGAAGAAGCCCUACAAAAUGCUGAAAUGGACAAAGAGAUUAUGGUCUUUAUGAAGAUGAAAUUUCUCAAACUGCUCAGUGUGCUAAUUAAACAAACCACCUGUGACCUCAGCAAAUUUGAUCGGGUCAAGUAUGAGACGCUUGUCACAAUUCAUGUACACCAAAGUGAUAUUUUUAAUGACUUAGUGAAGAAGCGUGUAAAAUGUAUCAACGAUUUCGAAUGGCUUAAGCAGAGCAGGUUUUACUUCAAGGAGAGUAUUGACAAAGUCAUUGUGUCAAUUACCAAUGUUGACUUCCUUUAUCAGAAUGAGUUUCUGGGCUGUACCGAUCGUCUGGUCAUCACCCCUUUGACUGACAGGUGUUAUAUCACAUUGGCCCAGGCUCUAGGCAUGAGCAUGGGAGGAGCUCCUGCUGGUCCAGCCGGCACCGGUAAAACUGAAACUACUAAAGAUAUGGGUCGCUGCCUGGGCAAGUACGUUGUGGUUUUUAACUGCUCAGACCAGAUGGACUUCAGAGGACUUGGCAGAAUAUAUAAAGGCCUUGCACAGUCAGGUUCCUGGGGCUGCUUUGAUGAGUUCAACAGAAUAGAUUUGCCAGUCCUUUCUGUUGCUGCUCAACAGAUCUCUAUUGUAUUGUCGGCACGUAAGAAACAUAAAAGCACUUUCAUUUUUACUGAUGGAGACCUUGUGGAUCUGAAUCCAGAGUUUGGGCUGUUUAUCACUAUGAACCCGGGAUAUGCUGGUCGUCAGGAGCUUCCUGAAAACUUAAAAGUGCAGUUCAGGACAGUGUCAAUGAUGGUACCAGACAGGCAGAUCAUCAUGAGAGUAAAACUAGCCAGCUGUGGAUUCAAUGACAAUGUUAUUUUAGCCCAGAAAUUCUUUGUUCUUUACAAGCUGUGUGAGGAGCAGCUUACAAAACAGGUCCACUAUGACUUUGGACUAAGGAAUAUCUUGUCUGUGUUAAGAACACUUGGGGCUUGCAAAAGAGUUCGACCUGAUGACACAGAGUCCAGCAUUGUUAUGAGGGUACUGCGUGACAUGAAUCUCUCCAAACUGGUGGAUGAGGAUGAACCCCUCUUCCUUAGUCUUAUCAAUGACCUGUUCCCUGGUAUCCAGCUGGAUGGAAGUACAUAUGUGGAACUCCAAGCCGCUGUUGCCAAUCAAGUUGAGCUAGCAGGUCUUGUCAACCACCCACCUUGGAAUCUGAAGCUUGUACAGUUGUAUGAGACAGCACAGGUGCGCCAUGGACUAAUGGCUUUGGGCCCAAGUGGAGCUGGGAAGACCGCAUCUAUCAACAUUCUCAUGAAGUCAAUGACUGAAUGUGGAACCCCACACAGAGAAAUGCGCAUGAACCCCAAGGCAAUAACUGCUCCCCAGAUGUUUGGCCGCUUGGAUGCAGCCACCAAUGAUUGGACAGAUGGAAUCUUUUCAACACUAUGGAGGAGAUCGCUCAAAGCCAAGAAGGGGGAAGCCAUAUGGAUUGUCUUAGAUGGCCCUGUUGAUGCCAUAUGGAUUGAGAACCUGAACUCAGUGCUGGACGAUAACAAAACACUGACCCUCGCUAAUGGAGAUCGCAUCACUAUGUCACCAACAUGCAAGUUGGUUUUUGAGGUGCACAACAUGGAUAAUGCCUCUCCUGCUACCGUCUCACGGGUGGGAAUGGUUUUUAUGAGCUCCUCUGCUCUCAGCUGGCAACCCAUACUCCAGGGUUGGGCUAAGAAGCGCAACGCGAAGGAAGCAGAAUCCCUUUUGAGUCUAUAUAACAAGAUGUUUGCUGAUGUUUACUUAUAUAUGAAGCAAAACCUUAAACCUAAAAUGGAGCUCUUAGAGUGCAACUAUAUCACACAGUCAGUUAAUCUACUGGAGGGUUUCCUGCCAACCAAGGAGAUAGUGGGUUUUGCUGGAAGCAAGCACCUUGAGCGCCUCUUUGUCUUCUGCUUGAUGUGGAGCAUUGGAGCCAUUUUGGAAUUAGAUGAUAGGGACAAACUAGAAGAGUACAUCAGAGGUCGUGAAAUCAGUAUUGAUUUGCCUCAGAUAAGGCCAGGAGAGACUAUGUUUGAGUACAUGGUUGACACAAAUGGUGAAUGGUGCCACUGGAACAAUCACGUUGGGGAGUAUUUCUAUCCAACUGAUGACGUUCCCGAUUACACUUCCAUUCUCGUGCCAAAUGUGGAUAACACAAGAACCUGUUUCUUGCUAGAAACUAUUGCAAAACAACGCAAGGCCGUACUGCUCAUUGGUGAACAAGGCACAGCAAAGACAGUGAUGAUCAAGGCCUACGCAAAAAAAUGUGAUCCUGAGACAGACCUCUUCAAGUCCUUAAAUUUCUCAUCUGCAACAGAACCCAUAAUGUUUCAGCGAACAGUGGAAAGCUACAUUGAAAAACGAAUUGGCAGCACCUAUGGACCCCCGGGAGGACGCCGGCUGACGGUUUUUAUUGAUGACAUAAAUAUGCCUAUUGUCAACAAAUGGGGAGAUCAGAUCACCAACGAGAUAGUCCGCCAAAUGAUGGAAAUGGGCGGCAUGUACAACCUUGACAAACCUGGAGAUUUCACCACUGUUGAGGAUGUGCAGAUUCUGGCUGCCAUGAUUCACCCCGGUGGUGGGAGAAACGACAUCCCACAAAGACUGAAGAGGCAGUUUACAAUCUUUAACUGCACUCUGCCAUCCAACACUUCCAUUGACAAGAUCUUUGGCACAAUUGCCUGUGGAUAUUUUCACAAAUGCAGGAAUUUUAAACAAAUUAUAUCAGAAAUGAUUAAAUGUCUAGUGCCUGCUGGAAGGAUUCUAUGGCAGUGGACAAAGGCAAAAAUGCUCCCCACACCAUCAAAGUUUCACUACAUCUUCAAUCUGAGAGAUUUGUCCAGAAUUUGGCAAGGAAUGUUGAACAUAAAAGCAGAGGAGUGUCAUAACAUUCCCACUCUACUGGCUCUUUUUAAGAGUGAAUGUACAAGGGUUAUAGCAGACAGGUUUAUUUGCUCGAAUGAUAAAGAGUGGUUUGAGGAGAAAAUAGGUCAUGUGAUCCAAGAUAUUGAUUCAAAUCUUGUCAAAGGACUUCAUCCAGAGCCAUUUUUUGUGGAUUUCCUCCGAGAUGUACCCGAGCCAACAGGAGAAGAAGACGAUGAAGCCUGUUUGGAUGCCCCUAAAGUUUAUGAAAUGGUGCCAGAUUUUAAGUUCCUGGCAGAGAAGGUGAAGAUGUAUCAGAGUCAGCACAAUGAAGUUGUUAAAGGCUCCAGUCUGGAUCUGGUUUUCUUCAAAGAUGCGAUGACUCACCUAGUCAAGGUUUCACGAAUUAUUCGCACCGACAAUGGAAAUGCCCUGCUUGUGGGUGUGGGAGGAUCUGGGAAACAAAGUCUUGCUCGCCUGGCCUCAUAUAUAGCUGGAUACAGCGUCUUCCAGAUCACACUAACCAGAUCAUACAACAUGAAUAAUUUCAUGGAUGACCUCAAACUAUUGUUCAAAACAGCUGGGGCUGACGGCCAGGGCAUCACCUUCAUUUUUACUGACAAUGAAAUCAAAGAUGAAUCCUUCCUUGAACACCUGAACAACGUGCUUUCUUCAGGAGAGGUCUCCAAUCUUUUUGCAAAAGAUGAGAUUCAAGAGAUCACCCAAAACCUUGUUCCGGUUAUGAAGAAAGAGUUUCCUCGCCUUCCACCAACUUUUGACAACCUUUAUGAGUACUUUAUAGCACGAGCAAAAAAGAAUCUGCAUGUUGUUCUUUGCUUCUCACCAGUGGGACAGAAGUUUCGGUGCAGAUGUCAGAAGUUUCCAGGCUUGAUUUCUGGCUGUACAAUGGACUGGUACAGCCCUUGGCCCUGUGAGGCCCUGGUUGCUGUAUCCAGCCAUUUCUUAUCAGAGUUCCCAGUGGUUUGCUCUGCUACUGUCAAGGCUUCACUGAUGACCACAAUGGGAGUUUACCAUGACAGAGUUUCUAAUGCUUGUGAAAGUUACUUUGAAAGCAUCCGCAGAAGAACUCACGUGACCCCUAAGUCUUACCUCUCUUUUAUACAUGGUUACAAAACAUUAUAUAGUGAAAAGCACAACGACAUCAACACAUUGGCAGAGCGCAUGAAUGUUGGUUUGGGCAAACUAAGAGAGGCCAGUGAGUCCGUGGCUCAACUGUCAAAAUAUCUCGAAGUAAAGGAAAAAGAGCUGGCUGUAGCAUCUGUCAAAGCAGAUGAGGUUUUGGCAGAGGUAACAGUUAGUGCUGACGCGGCUACUAAAGUGAAGAAUGAGGUCCAGGUUGUGAGGGACAAAGCCCAGACACUUGUGGACGGAAUUGAGAAGGAGAAAGCCAUAGCUGAGACAAAACUGGAGGCAGCCAGGCCAGCUUUGGAAGAAGCUACAGCUGCACUGAAUACCAUCAAACCAGCUGACAUUGCUACUGUGAGAAAACUUGCCAAGCCUCCUCAUUUGAUCAUGAGGAUUAUGGACUGUGUUCUGAUUUUAUUCAACAAAAAGUUAGAGACUGUCUCUGUUGAUCCUGAACGGCGCUGCAUAAAGCCCUCCUGGACAGAAGCAUUGAAGCUCCUGAGCAGUCCUGGGUUCUUAACAUCCCUUCAGAAUUUUCCCAAGGACCAAAUUAAUAAUGAAACAGUCGAGCUGCUCCAGCCAUACUUUGAAAUGGAGGAUUAUACAAUGGAAAAUGCCAUGAAAGCGUGCGGUAAUGUCGCUGGUCUCCUAGCAUGGACAUGUGCUAUGGCCUCAUUCUUUUCCAUUAACAAGGAAGUUUUACCACUCAAGGCCAACCUGGCCAUUCAAGAAAGCCGUCUGAACUUGGCUAAUAAUGAGCUAGGACAGGCUGAGGCCCAGCUGGCUGAAAAGCAAGCAGAGUUUGACCAGGUCAAGGCUAAAUGUGAUGCUGCCAUGAAAGAGAAACAGGACUUGUUGGAUGAUGCAGAAAUGUGUAGAAAUAAAAUGCAGGCUGCAUCUACAUUAAUAGAUGGACUUAGUGGAGAGAAGAUUCGCUGGACAGAGCAGAGCAAAGAGUUUAAAUCUCAAAUAAACAGGCUUGUGGGUGAUGUGCUCCAGCUUACUGGCUUCCUUUCAUACUGUGGGCCAUUCAAUCAAACUUAUCGAGACAAGUUGCUGAAGGAAUGGCAGGGAGAGCUUCUGACCCACAAAAUCCCUUUCACAGACAACCUCAGCAUUAUCUCUGCCCUGGUGGACCCUCCCACUAUAAGUGAGUGGAACCUUCAGGGACUCCCAGGAGAUGACUUGUCCGUUCAGAAUGGCAUCGUUGUCACCAAAGCAACAAGAUAUCCCCUCCUCAUCGAUCCACAGACACAAGGAAGGGCAUGGAUUAAAAAAAAAGAAGCAGCUAACCAACUACAAGUCACAUCACUCAACCACAAGUUCUUCCGUACUCAUUUGGAAGAUUGUCUUUCUUUGGGGCGACCACUGCUUAUUGCAGAUAUAUUUGAAGAGCUUGACCCCGCCUUGGAUAAUGUGCUUGAGAAAAACUUCAUUAAAUCUGGGACCAGUUAUAAGGUUAAAGUUGGAGACAGAGAGAUAAAUGUAAUGAAUGGCUUCCAGCUUUAUAUAACUACCAAAUUGCCUAAUCCAGCAUACACCCCGGAGGUCAGUGCCAGGACGUCCAUCAUCGAUUUCACAGUUAACAUAAAGGCUCUGGAGAACCAGCUGCUUGGUCGUGUCAUCCUCAAGGAGAAACAAGAACUAGAAGCAGAAAGGUUGAAGUUAAUGGAGGAUGUAACUGCCAAUAAGAGAAAGAUGCAGGACCUAGAAGACAACCUGCUCUACAAACUCAGCUCCACUAAAGGUUCCCUAGUUGAUGACGAGUCCAUGAUUGGCAUUCUGCACACAACUAAGCAAACUGCUGCUAAAGUUCGUGAAAAGCUCAGUGUGGCAGCAGAAGCUGAGGCAAAAAUAAAUUUAGCUCAAUCAGAUUAUCGCCCCGUUGCCUCUCGAGGCAGCAUUCUUUACUUCCUCAUCACAGAAAUGAGCAUGGUCAAUGUCAUGUACCAGACCUCUCUGGGUCAGUUCCUGAAAGUGUUUGAUCUUUCCCUCGAAAGAUCUGAAAAGUCCUCUAAAACCAAGAAUCGAAUUGCAAAUAUCAUUGAAUAUUUGACAUUCGAGGUGUUCAGAUACACAGUCAGAGGCCUGUAUGAAAACCACAAGUUUGUGUUCACGCUCCUGCUGGCCCUUAAGAUUGACUUACAGAAUAACAAAAUUGAAAACAACAAAUUUCAGAUACUGACUAAAGGUGGUGCAGCUCUGGACUUGAAUACCAGUCCUGAAAAGUCAUGUGACUGGUUGGAUGAUGUGGUGUGGCUAAACGUGGUGGAACUCAGCAACCUGCCACAGUUUGCCAAUAUCCUAAACCAGGUGUCCCAAAAUAAGAAAAACUGGAAGGCAUGGCUUAAUCUUGAUGCCCCAGAGGAAGGUGUCAUUCCUGAUGGAUACAACUCUAUUGAUGUCUUUCAUAAACUACUGCUGAUAAGGUGUUGGUGCCCUGAGCGUACCUUGUCUCAAGCCAUGAAGUAUGUAGAAGACUCCAUGGGCUCCAGAUUUGCAGAACCUGUGAUCUUGAAUCUUUAUGGCACAUGGAAUGAAAGCGACUCUCGCACCCCCCUAAUUUGCUUCCUUUCCAUGGGUUCUGAUCCCACUGAUCAAAUCGAAGCUCUUGCCAAGAAGCUCCAACUUGAGUGCAGAGCAAUAUCAAUGGGACAAGGACAAGAGGUUCAUGCAAGGAAACUUCUUAAGACAUCAAUGGCAGAGGGAGGCUGGGUCCUUCUGCAGAAUUGUCACCUGGGCUUAGAGUUUAUGGAUGAACUGCUUGAAACAAUUUCAACAGCUGAGAGCAUGCAUGAUACUUUCAGAGUGUGGAUCACCACAGAACCACACACUCGAUUCUCUAUUACACUUCUGCAGGCUUCUAUCAAGUUUACCAAUGAUCCGCCACAGGGAAUACGUGCUGGCUUGAAACGAACAUUUGCAGGAAUUUCACAGAACCAGCUGGACGCGAGCAACAUGCCCAUGUGGAAGCCCUUACUGUACAGUGUGGCCUUUCUGCACACUGUUGUACAGGAACGACGCAAAUUUGGACCUUUGGGUUGGAACAUACCUUAUGAGUUCAACUCAGCAGAUUUUUCUGCAAGUGUUGAGUUUGUCGAAAAACACUUGGAUGAUUGUGGUCCCAAGCAGGAUGUUUCAUGGGUAACCGUGCGAUACAUGCUUGCUGAAGUGCAGUAUGGAGGAAGGGUCACAGAUGACUAUGAUAAACGGCUGUUAAAGUGUUUUGCUCGUGUGUGGUUCAGUAAGAAGAUGUUAGACCCAUCGUUUGGCUUCUAUACGGGCUACAAAAUUCCUGUUUGCGAGACAGUUGAUGACUACAUGAAUUACAUCCAGAGCUUGCCCACAGUUGAUUCACCCCAAGCAUUGGGCCUGCACUCUAAUGCUGAUAUCACAUACCAGAAAAACACAUCUGCUGAAGUGUUGGACACGAUCACAAAUAUUCAGCCAAAGGAAAGCGGAGAAGGAUCAGGGGAGACCCGGGAGUCCAGUGUUUACAAGAGUGCAGAACACAUGUUGGAAAAACUGCCCCCAGAUUAUGUGCCCCAUGAGGUCAAAGCUAGGCUGCAGGAAAUGGGAGCUCUAAACCCGAUGAACAUCUUCCUACGCCAGGAAGUGGAUCGAAUGCAGAGAAUAAUCUCUGUUGUGCGCACUAGUCUUACUGACCUGAAGUUGGCUAUAGAUGGCACCAUAAUCAUGAACGAUGACCUCGGUGAUAUCUUGGACAAUAUUUUCUUUUCCCGUGUUCCAAGUCUGUGGAAGAACAUAUCCUGGGACUCUUCCACUUCCGGCUUGUGGAUGGCUAAUCUUGUUGACAGAAAUGAGCAGUUCACAAAAUGGGUGUAUAAAGGAAGACCAAACACCUUCUGGAUUGCAGGUUUUUUUAAUCCACAGGGUUUUCUUACGGCUAUGAGGCAAGAAGUGACCAGGGCUAACAAAGGAUGGGCCCUGGACACGGUCACAAUUAACAACAAAGUUUUGACAGAAUCAAACGAAAAAAUUAAAGCCCCACCAACAGAGGGAGUUUAUGUCUACGGCUUGCACCUGGACGGUGCUGGCUGGAACAUAAAGAACAUCCAUCUUAUAGAGGCCAGACCCAAAGUGUUGUUCACCUGCAUGCCUGUUAUCCACAUGUUUGCAGUCAGAUCCACUGCCCCCAUUGAUCCUAAGCUUUACGUUUGCCCAAUCUACAGGAAAUCCAAACGCACAGACCAAAACUAUAUCACAGCAGUGGUAUUACCAACCGCCUUGUCACCAGAUCACUGGAUCAUGCGUGGGGUUGCUCUGCUCUGCGAUACUACAUAAGAAGCAGCUACAGUCUUUAUCAACUCAACGUAUUCGGUAUAUUUCUCUGUCUGAAAUUAGAGUGCCGCAUACCUUUUUUGUUGUCAAGUUCUAAUUAGUGAAUAAAUAUUUUUCUUAAAGCA